Molecule: messenger RNA, 959 nt
Organism: Pseudogymnoascus verrucosus
Lineage: Eukaryota; Fungi; Ascomycota; Leotiomycetes; Thelebolales; Thelebolaceae
Gene: UBC12
Product: NEDD8-conjugating protein ubc12
Exons: 4
Coding region: 251-796 (181 amino acids)
Source: RefSeq, a predicted model, not a curated record
AUACUUGAGAUCGCCAAUGUUCCGAUAACAAAACAAGUCACCCCCUCAUUCUCCCAGCCCAACCCCCAAUACUCACUUCCUGCUGCUGCCUCGCACUCCGCUGCUCUCUAUUAUAUAAACCAGCUCGCCCUGUCACACUAAGGACUUGCUGUUCAUCGCCCUCUAUACGCCGUCGGAGAGGGGCGCCAGACAACCAGAACAGCACCGGGAACACCGUCCCGCAGGCGUCCAGCCUUGGUCUACCGCCACCAUGCUGAAAAUAUGGUCUAUGAAAGCAAAGGAGCAAGCAGCUGCCAACGCAAAUGGCACGAAAAAGAAGAAGGUCACAGCAGCCCAACUGCGCGUGCAAAAAGAUCUCGAAGAGCUUGAGCCGAGCAGAACAUGGCACACCGAGUUCCCCGACCCAAACGACAUCCUCAACUUUACUCUUACGAUCGACCCGGAUGAGGGCAUGUACAAGGGGGGCCGCUUCAACUUCUCCUUCGCUAUCAACCAGAACUUCCCGCAUGACCCGCCGAAAGUAAAGUGCACGCAGAAGAUAUACCAUCCGAAUAUCGAUCUCGAGGGCAAUGUGUGCCUGAAUAUCUUGAGAGAGGACUGGAAGCCGGUGCUGAACCUUAAUGCGGUUAUCGUUGGAUUACAGUUCUUAUUCCUCGAACCCAACGCCUCCGACCCUCUCAACAAAGAUGCAGCCGAAGACUUACGGUCAAACAGGGAGGGAUUCAAGAGGAACGUCAGGACAGCAAUGGGCGGUGGCCCUGUGCGGGGUGUGCCUUUUGAGAAGGUUCUGAAGUAGAAGGCCCACGGUAUAGAAGCAUAUGGGAACUACGGAGAUAUUUUUGGUUGGGCAUCUGAGGCGUUUUAGCACAGCGGGCUCUGGGAGUUUAUUGCGGAGGCUUCGGUCGUCGCAUUCGUAGAGGAAUGCCCAUAUAUUACUACAGGAAUUCAUACUCUCAAGA